This is a messenger RNA of Elaeis guineensis (African oil palm), 792 nucleotides long. RefSeq lists its product as uncharacterized. Gene Ontology annotation, molecular function: structural constituent of ribosome. Gene Ontology annotation, biological process: mitochondrial translation. The record is from RefSeq and is a predicted model, not a curated record. Lineage: Eukaryota; Viridiplantae; Streptophyta; Magnoliopsida; Arecales; Arecaceae.
UUUUGGAUCAUGAUCCAAACACGCUCGCCCCCCUCUUGCGCUGGUGGCUGUCGCUCCAACCCAUUCUCUAGUGCUGCUGUGGCGAGGAGCCCUUUUCGCCAUCCAGAUCACGACGGCGCCUUCAACCCUCGGCCGCCGCCUACGAUCUCCUUUCCUCUCCGCAAUCGAGUAAAACCAGCAGCAUGGGCCGGAAGGCUGAUGGUUUGUACAUAAACUCCAAAAAGUUUGGAGUUGUUGGGAAGCCUUGCAUGAAGGAGAUGCUGUCAUUCCUUGGUUGCUUAUCUCUGAACAAGAACAAUGAUGAUAAAUGUGUCCGGCAGAAAGAUCUCUUGCUUGCUUGUGCUGAAGCUCAGAGAGGAAAGCCGAAAAAUCCAGCGAGGACCAUCAAUUACCAUUUGCAGCGUCUUGGCAGAGACAAGUUCUUAUAGUUGACUUUUAGCAUGUUAUAUUCUUAACAUAUGCAGAGCUUUUGUGGGCAUCAGUUUCAGAUAUGGAUGUCUUAAUUGUUUGAUUGUGGACUUAGUAUUUCAUUCUGAUCAGUUGAGAGAAAGCAAAUACUUGAAGUAGAUCUGGUUCUCUAAGUUAUUGCUUUCAUUGUUGGUGAAGAUAUUAUCUCAUCAAAAUUAUAAGCUUCAAUUCUAGCCAAUACAAUCAUCUGAUUAGGAGCUGCUGAUAGCCGAGCUGGUUCCUAUCAAGGUAUCCACUGUCCAGUAUACAUUCCACAAUGAGACAUUGUGCUUGUGAGAUGAUUUGUUACUUCAUUGGUAUUUAUGCUGGAUUAAUGUUUCUCUU